This is a messenger RNA of Plasmopara halstedii, 2301 nucleotides long. RefSeq lists its product as uncharacterized. The transcript is spliced from 10 exons. Lineage: Eukaryota; Oomycota; Peronosporomycetes; Peronosporales; Peronosporaceae. Bases 1 to 2301 code for a protein of 766 amino acids. The record is from RefSeq and is a predicted model, not a curated record.
AUGGCGCUGACUAUAGAUGAGCUGGCGCGAGCAGCACAACUAGGUUUCAAGUAUAUUGUGGAAGAGGUAUCGUGGAGAGAUGUCUUAAAGAUGUCAAGUGAAGCAGGUACUGUGCAUCCAACUUUAGUUGGCUAUGCACUCGGUGCUAUCGCUACAAUUUUCUACGCACGUUGCUCGCUGUGGGUUUUGCGCUUUAUUUUCGCCGCAUUUUGUCUCAUGUUGCUUUUACAUACUCUUCACACUCUGGAGCGACAAUCACAGGAGUGGCUGCUUUUGUUAGCUGCUGGCACAGGGAUUUGCUGCACCUACAUGCAGCUAGCUUCAUUGGAUCUGGUUAAGAAGCUGCAGGACGAUGUGGUAAAAAAGGAAAAAAAGCGCAUUGACGAAAGACAAGGUCGCGUAGCUGCAGAGAGGGAGUUGCGACGUGUGAUGGAAGAGAAAUUAGAUACCAGCAAAGGCUGUUACGUGCAGCCUAUAGGAAUUAUCCAUUCGUGCUUCAAGACAUGCUUAGGCACGCCUCGGCAAGGCUCUCUUGCGCCGUCAACGCGAGCAAAAAUAGUCUUUCAGCGAAGUAUCUCCCCGGAUUCUCUGGUGGGACUAGAGCACUUCAGCCAUAUCUGGAUCAUUUUUGUCUUCCACUUGAAUACAAACGGCAAAUACACUCGAGCGCAUGACGGUCUCCGAUCCGAUAGCCAUCGCCACACAUUUCGUGCCAAAGUUUCACCUCCAGUGCUAAAAGCACGAGUGGGCAUCUUUUGCACUCGAUCACCCCACAGGCCCAACCCCAUCGGCAUCACGCUGACAAGAGUUGAGCGCGUCGAUAUGUGCAAACGCACAGUGUAUCUCACAGGAGUUGAUUUACUUGAUGGAACUCCCGUUCUUGACAUUAAACCGUACAUUGCAGCAUAUGAUAGUCUUCCGGAUGCCCUGACAGCAGACUGGGUCUCCACACCGCAACCAUCUAUAGAAAUUGAGUGGAAAUCAAGCGAUUUGGCGUCAACAGUUCGCAAGUUGGCGACAAAGUCUGAACACUACCGCGAUGCUCCCGAUGCGUUAGUUGCUGCUAUUGAAGAAAUCUUACUUGUUGAUGUGCGCAGUAAGUACCAGACCCGUCGGUGGACAACACCAGACCAUGUCAGCUAUCAGAUUGUCGAUACCGUUCGCGUGAAGUACUGCUUUGCAUUGUCACCACAGCCGAAACUUCACACGGAUGGUAAACCAGACACUUCUUUUAUUCAGAUUUUAGCAGUUGACGAAUGUAGCGAGCUGUAUAACAUUGACAUAAAGCUGGGCAUGGCGCCGUCCUCUGGAGCCUCUACAACUGUUUCAUCUGUCAAAUGUGGCUCUCUCAAUAUGCCAGGAAGCAAAAUGGUGGCAGCAAUAGUUGAGCGCACACCUGAGAAACCUGAAUCAAGUGAGAGGAUCAGGCGUCGCGACAGACACAAACCUACACCUGUGCUUAAAAAAAAGCAGAUAGCGAAAUGUGUGGGCUACUACGUCGACGCUUUGGAUAAGAAAAUGCUUUGGGGUGAAGCUCGGAUUAUAAAGUGUAAUCCUGUAACUAGAAAAAUUUUGGUGCACUUCGUGGGCUGGAGCAAGAACUACGACCUUUGGACAGAUCCCAUGUCAAUUACGGAGCACGGCCGCUACGCUCCUCGGUCAAAGGACAAGACCGUCAGAAGCUGGGAUGGCAACAUGCAUCUUUUUGAAGACAUAUUGGGCUCAUUUGAAGAAAAUGUGUCCUUGUCUGUAUCAGGGCUUGUAAGAAAUAAGCCACAAGGCGCUUUAAAGCUUAACAGUGACAAACUCAGCGGUGCAUUAAGUGUUAGACCCAAUUUCCAGCGAGAGACAUUGCCCAUCAAUCAGAAGAUAGAUUCUGCGAGUCAAGCGAAUGCUUAUAAGAAGGAUGAUCUUUCCACAGUAAAAGUGACAGAAAGGAAAAAGUCUCAGCCAAACAGUAAGCAAGGCUCGAAUCGAAUGGUGGCCAAAGCGAAUGUAAAAAAAAGGGAUCAAGCGAAUGUAGGUCAAUUGCGAAGCAUUAAAAAAAAGAAAAGUAAAAUCCAGCUUCCCACUGCCCAGAUAUCAGGAAAGUCUCGACUAUCAACAAAUAUAACGGUUCAUUCUCCUAAUCAGCUCCCAUUGAAUCGCGACUUGGAGCUGGACGAUGGUACCGUGUUGGAAUUCUCAUCGCAGCGCGAACAAGCGCGUGUGGAACACGAAUCCAUGCAAAAAUUUCUAGGUAAAUGUGCUGUAAUCUGGAAAAAGCAGCUAGCUUUAUCUAAGAUGGGACAGUGGAAAUGA